Messenger RNA from Diospyros lotus (date-plum), 3806 nucleotides. Its product is annotated as AP3-complex subunit beta-A. NCBI's taxonomy places the organism in Eukaryota, Viridiplantae, Streptophyta, Magnoliopsida, Ericales, Ebenaceae. Gene Ontology annotation, biological process: vesicle-mediated transport; intracellular protein transport. The coding region runs from base 130 to 3507 and encodes 1125 amino acids. Gene Ontology annotation, cellular component: membrane coat; AP-3 adaptor complex. The record is from RefSeq and is a predicted model, not a curated record. The transcript has 11 exons.
GACAAUACUCUCUUCAUCAACCGGCUCGUUUUCAUGAACCGGACAACACGGCGUCUCUGCUGUCAUUCUGUGUGUAGAUCGGAAGUCUGAUCGGAACAGAACCAGAAAGAAGCCCCCAUAUUGUAAAGGAUGUUCACGCAAUUCGGUGCGACCGCAGAGACGCUGAGCAAGGCGUCGACCAUGAUGUUUCGGAUCGGUACGGAUGCACACCUCUACGACGAUCCCGAGGACGCCAAUAUUCCCCCUCUCCUUGACAGCAAAUUCGACUCCGAGAAAUGCGAAGCUCUCAAGCGAUUGCUCGCUCUCAUUGCCCAGGGUUUCGACGUUUCCAAUUUCUUCCCUCAGGUUGUGAAGAAUGUGGCAUCUCAGUCACUGGAAGUAAAGAAGCUGGUUUACUUGUACCUGUUGCAUUAUGCUGAAAGGCGUCCAAAUGAAGCAUUGCUAUCGAUUAAUUAUUUCCAGAAGGACUUGGGAGAUCCAAAUCCUUUGGUGCGAGCAUGGGCUCUCCGUGCCAUGGCAGGGAUCCGUUUACAUGCUAUUGCACCUCUAGUUCUGGUUGCUGUGGGGAAAUGUGCUAGAGAUCCAUCUGUGUAUGUUAGAAAAUGUGCUGCCAAUGCCCUCCCCAAGUUGCACGACCUACGCCUGGAAGAGGAGACUACAGCAAUUGAAGAGAUUGUUGGAAUAUUGUUAAAUGACAAUUCGCCUGGAGUAGUUGGGGCUGCUGCUGCUGCAUUUUCCGUAGUUUGCCCAGAUAAUCUGCCUCUGAUUGGAAGAAAUUAUAGAAGAUUAUGUGAGACUCUUCCUGAUGUGGAAGAGUGGGGUCAGAUUGUCUUAACUGAUAUCCUUUUGCGGUAUUUAAUUGCAAGACAUGGGCUUGUGAAGGAAUCCAUUAUGAUAUCUUCUUGUGCUACUGAUGGUUCCCAAUCUGAACAUGAUGGUUCAGAGACUAAUUUUGAAUUAAAAGAGAACACUUGCAACAAAGGGACUAGGGAUUAUGAGCCUGGGUUAGCAGAAAUGGUCACCAGCAGUUAUCUUGAAGGACCAGAGAAAUAUUUAUCACGGUCAGGUCAUGCAGAUAGGGGCUCCCUUGGAUUGGAUUUUUCAUGUUUUACAUCUGCUGAAAGCAAUCAUGACAUGAAGAUCCUGCUGCAGUGCACAUCACCUUUGUUAUGGAGUCACAACAGCGCAGUGGUACUUGCUGCUGCAGGAGUGCACUGGAUUAUGGCACCAAGGAAGGAUGUCCAAAAAAUUGUCAAACCACUUUUGUUUGUGCUGAGAUCAUCUAAUGCCUCUAAAUAUGUGGUCCUCUGCAACAUUCAAGUGUUUGCUAAAGCAAUGCCUCAUCUUUUUGCGCCAUAUUUUGAGGAAUUCUUUGUAUGUUCUUCAGAUCCAUACCAAAUGAAAGCUCUGAAACUUGAAAUACUCUCUUCAAUUGCUACUGAUUCAUCAAUCUCAGUGAUUUUCCAAGAGUUCCAGGAUUACGUCAGAGAUCCAGACAGAAGGUUUGCUGCUGAUACUGUUGCUGCAAUUGGCUUGUGUGCACGGCAACUUCCAAAAGUAGCAAAUAUGUGCUUGGAAGGGCUACUGGCUCUGAUUGGACAGGAAUCUUUGAAUGGUGACAUUCAAUCUGUUGAUGGAGGAGCUGUUGUUUUAGUUCAAGCACUAAUUUCUGUUAGAGAAAUCAUAAAUCUUGAUCCUCCAAGUCAUGAAAAGGUGAUCAUUCAAUUAGUUCGAAGUUUGGAGUUGAUCAAGGUGCCUGCUGCCCGUGCAAUGGUAAUUUGGAUGGUGGGCGAGUACAGUACCAUUGGGCAUAUUAUCCCAAGGAUGUUACCCACAGUACUCAAGUAUCUAGCUUGGUGUUUUACUUCUGAAGCACUGGAAUCAAAGCUCCAGAUUCUUAAUACUGCUGUCAAAGUCCUGAUACGUGCAAAAGGUGAAGAUAUGUGGACAUUCAUAAGAAUAUCAAACUACAUUCUUAAGCUUGCCAAAUGUGACAUGAACUACGAUGUCCGAGACCGAGCUCGUGCUCUCAUGAAACUUCUAUCAUGCUAUGUAGGUUCCAGUGAUCUGGAGGAAGAUGCAAAAGUUCUACCAGGAAAUAAUGACCUGCAACCUACAGUUGCAGUCUUCUUUUUUAGGGGACAGACGAAACCAUUACCUGAAUCCAUAAAUUAUCGAUUUUAUCUUCCUGGGUCCCUUUCGCAGAUGGUUCUUCAUGCAGCCCCAGGGUACGAACCUCUCCCAGACCCUUGUAGUUUGAAUCAUAUCUCCAAUGAUGCUCAAGCAAUAAAAGAUUCAAGUUCAGACACAUCUGGUUCUUCUGAUGAGGAAAGCACUUCUAAUUAUAGUUCUCAAGGUUCUAGUAGUGGUGUUGGCGAGGAGAGUGGUUCUGUAAUUGAAAGUGAUGAUACUGUUGAUCCAUUGAUUCAUGUUUCAGAUGUCAGUAAUGCAUGUAUAGAUCAAAAUGAAGGUUCCCAGCAAAGCAGUGCUCAUUCUAGAUCUGAUGACUUUGGUGAAUUGAUGUCCAAGAAAGCUCUUGACUCAUGGUUAGACGAGCACCCCGGCCAAAAUUUAUCUGAAGGAAGCCAUGUCCUUAGGUCUUCAGCAAGAAUAUCCAUCGGGGAUAUCAGUGGCAAAGUGAAACUUAAGUCCCAUACUCUCUUAGAUCCUGUCAUUGGAAAUGGAUUGAGUGUGCAUUAUACUUUUUCAUCUGAGAUUUCAAGUGUAUCCAGGCUGCUUGUAUGUGUUGAAGUUUCCUUCAAAAAUUGUUCCAUGGAGCCUAUGUCAAAAUUGUUAUUGCUAGCUGAGGAAACUAGCAGAGGCCUAGAUUCUGCAGAACAAGCAUUGGCAACAUCCGAGAGUUCUGUGACAUCUCACAAGGAUAUGCCAACACUGGUUCCUAUGGAAGAGAUUGAUUCCCUUGAUCCCGGUCAGACAAUUAAAAGAACCCUACAAGUUCGGUUCCAUCACCAUCUUUUAUCAUUGAAGCUAGUCUUGUGGUGCAACGGCAACAAGUACCCAGUUAAGUUGCGGCCUGACAUAGGAUAUUUUGUAAAACCUCUUCCAAUGGAUAUCAAACUGUUCACAAGCAAGGAAUCUCAACUCCCCGGAAUGUUUGAAUACACAAGGAGUUGUAAUUUCGUUGACCAUAUUCGGGAGCUGAAAGAUGAAAAGAGUGAGAGGGCAUUAGUAAAAGACAAAUUUCUGGUGAUUUGCGAGAGCCUAGCAUUGAAGAUGCUGAGUAAUGCAAAUCUUUUUCUCGUGUCUGUGGACAUGCCAGUUGCUUCCAACCUUGAUGAUGCGUCAGGUCUACGCCUACGGUUCAGCAGUGAGAUACAGAGCAGUUCAAUCGUCUGCUUAAUCACUGUUACUGUGGCGGGUAACUGUUCCGAGCCACUAACAGCGACCGUGAAAGUCAACUGUGAAGAAACUGUUUUUGGCUUAAAUCUCUUGAAUAGAAUUGUGAAUUUCUUAGCGGAGCCCGUUCCAACAGACGACGACUCCUGAAUGUGGAAGGGGGGAUGAGCCAUGAGCCAUGAGCUUGUUUUAAUUAUCAGUUGGGGACUGGAAAUGUGAUGUAAUUGGUGGUGUAUCAGUAUGUGUGUUAUAUGGUAGGUUUUUCUUCUUGGCUUUUGGCAUAGUAAUAAUAAUAAUAAUAACAGAGUUCCUUUAGGAUGUGUUAAUGAGUUAGCCGGCUUGCUUGCGACUUGCGCAAAGAGUGUUGUAUAUUAGGCCCAACUCCCAAGUUGAGUUUUUAACAUGACCUUGGUAACAGCUACAAAGUUAUUAAUUCGUAGUUUUCCAAA